Molecule: messenger RNA, 1467 nt
Organism: Auanema sp. JU1783
Lineage: Eukaryota; Metazoa; Nematoda; Chromadorea; Rhabditida; Rhabditidae
Source: the annotation of a GenBank genome assembly
AUGGGUGAAGUUCCAGUCUGUAAGCCAAAUAUUAUACAUUUAUCAAAAGAAGGCGUUAGAGAUUUGAAAGAAAAGAAUUCUGAAGAGCUGAUUGAGAGAAACUCAAAUUUCUGGAGAAAAUUGCUGAAGGAUAAACAAAUUAAGAAAGUGGUGGCACCUAUGGUGGAUCAGAGUGAGCUAGCAUUCCGAGUGAUGAUGAAAAAAUAUGGUGCUGAUCUCACCUACACUCCUAUGAUUCAUGCUCAUCUUUUCGUAAAUGAUACAACUUACAGGAAGAAUGCUCUAACCUUCAGUCCGGAAGAUAGACCUGUUAUUGUACAAUUUUGUGCGAAUGACCCGCAAACGUUUUUGAAAGCCUGUUCCCUUGUAGAAGAUUUUUGUGAUGGUGUAGAUUUGAAUCUAGGAUGUCCUCAAAUGGUAGCCAAAAGAGGUCAUUACGGAGCAUACCUACAGGAAGAGAUUGAUCUGGUUUGUGAUAUGGUUUCACUUGUUAGGGAUUACUGUACGCUGCCCAUCUCUUGCAAAGUUCGAAUUUUACCUUGCCCGAAAAAAACUUUAGACUAUGCUAACCGACUAGUUGAAGCAGGAGCUUCUAUGUUAGCAGUUCAUGGACGAACGAGGGAGAUGAAAGGCACUGUUAGUGGUAUCGCAGAUUGGAGUAGAAUUCGUCAAAUCGUGGAAGCCGUUAAUGUUCCUGUCAUAGCAAAUGGAAAUAUUCAAAUGCCUGGAGAUGUGGAUAGAUGCUUGGAAGCCACUAAGGCUAUAGCAGUAAUGUCUGCAGAAGGAAUUCUUUAUAAUCCUCUAUUGUUCGCUGAGACGCAUGGGGAAUCGUGGAAAAUAGCACUGGAAUACUUGGAUUAUGCAGAAAACUAUGAAGCACAAAUCAGUGCUAUUAGAGCUCAUAUUUUCAGGAUCUUACAUCAUAGCUUGUUGGAGUUUGACGAUCUGAGAACCUUAGUCUCUUGUCAGAAUACCAUUGCAAGUUUCCGUAAAGUCAUUGAAGAAGUAAGAGACAGAGUAACAAUGGCGUCUCAAUCUGAUGAAAAACAGCAAGAUGUUAGAAAUGCCUUGGAUUACUUUGAAAAAAUCAAGAACGGGGAAGCAGAAAUGGAUCCAAUCUCGGUAUGUAGGACUCCCCACUGGAUUUCAAAGCCAUACUUCCGAUUUUCCGAGGAACAAAAGAAGGAAAUUGUGAGCAAAAAACCUGUGAAGCGAGACGAAUUGAAAAGCAGGGCAGAGGACCUUGGAAUAUCAAUCAAACAAAUGAAAAAAAGGGAACGUAGAAAGCUUCUAGGCCAGAAACUUCUUGAAACCCGAAAAUUGAAGUAUCCUCCGUGCGAAAACUGUGGACAGCCUGGUGGACAAGGCUGCAAGCUUAAAAUGUGCAAAAAGUGUUGUAAAUACAAAUGUAAAACCAAACUACUGGAUUGCCCAACACAUAAAUCGAAGUUUUCGAAACUGGAGUGA